AUGAAUAAUGCAACAGUGGAAACCGAGAUUUCACUAGAUGCUAAAGUCAGUGAACAGUUUAUUUUGCUCCACGAAUCUGACCAACUUAUUCCAUCAGUAAAAAUCGAGGAUGAUCAAACUGAGAAGCCAUCAGAUGAUUCCUGCGAUGAUAAAAAAGAACAAUUUGCAAACAGUGACCUUCGCACUGUGAAAUGUGAGUCCCCAAAGAUCUCAACCGAGACUUUGGUGACUCAGAAAUCAGGGGCACUUGGAAAACAAAGGCAGUUACGGAAGCGAAGACUUUGGCAACAGCGAGGUAAUGGAUUAUGUCCACCUCCACCUCCAAAAAACGUACCAAUAGUUGACUGGACUGACUCAGUCGAAGUCAAGCAUUUAUUUCCCAAGACGUACAACUACGUGGCUUGUGCGCAAGCUCGAUAUAGUUCUCAAUAUCUUUGUUUGUCGAAAUGGAAGAAAGAGUCUGAUUUUUUUCGUGAUAAAUACCGAUUUUGGUACAGCAUUAUCCAGAAGAAAAAACUCAACACUCCUAAAGAAAUUAUAAAAGCAAAACAACUUAUGGGUCAAUUAAAAUGGCUUCUUGAUCAUUGCUGGGAAGGUACCGACAGCAAACGUUUAGUCCCAGAAAUGCUGUGGAGAGCCAGAAAAGAGGAAGCUCGAAGAUGUGAACAAUUACUUAUUCGCCAAGAAUGUUAUAAAAGACAAGUUAUGACGAAGCGACGUUUAAAUGCAGAAAAGUGUUUGGCGAAGUAUGAUAAUAAUAAUGAUGAUGGUGAUGAUCAUGGAAGCAGUGGUUCGACUAGAGAUGUAAAAGAGCCAUCAUUCGUAUUUGAGAAAAAAAAUAACCUAAAGGAAGAUAAUAUUGUAAGCACUGCUAUCCAAACGACAGCUCCGUUAUUUAUCAAUGAGACGAGGAUGCAACAAGAACAAAAUGAUGAUUCUGGAAAUCUGAUUAUGGAGAAUGAUAAAAAUGCCUUGGGAAAAGCACAUCUUUUUUCGCUCUUAUUUUUGGCUCGUCGUUGGACAGAGGUAGCAAAAAAGUUGGACUCGUCUGAAUCAAUGGUAUUUCCGGGACGUACUCUUUUGCGAAAUCACAUAGAAAACUAUAUUCGAGAUUUGACAGCCGCAUAUGAUGUAAUCAAAGGCACAGACAAAUUUGAGGAAAAUUUAAUUCGUGAGAUACUUUGUUCCAUCUUUGAAACCGCUCUCUUAGAACGGAAUGUGUUGUUAAAGGACGAAUUACACAAAAAUGGCUUGGAAUCACUUACAAGCAACUGGGUCAUUUUUGAGUCAAAGUCUUCGAGAGAUUUGGAAAAGAAACAAAGUGAGGAAGGAAAUUCUGGAGAAUCAUCAGAGUCAAAGGAGAUAUCUUCACCAUCCAAUGACUCUUCGACAUUGUUGAAAGUGAGAGACUAUUUAGAUGAUGGUAGAAAACCUGAUGCAACUGACUCAUCAAUCCCCAGAACGGAGCGUUUGAUUAUUAAUUCAGAAGUCAUGAAUCUAAUCAAUCUUCUCCGGACCAGAGAAAUAAUUGCGAAAGCAUCAAGGCAAUCGGAUGUAGAUGAAGCAGCGGAAACCGAAAUUCUUCGUCCUGUGCCUAUUAAACCUCUCGAGUUGACAGAAGAUGAGAGAUGUCGACGAGAGUUACAGCAAGUUAUGGCUGUGCAAACUAUAUGGUCAGCAUUUGCGGAAACAGAGGCAUCAAAAUGUAUAUUUGCAUUUACUUAUAGAGUUGAAAGUGAUAAAUCAGUAUUGGAUGCCAUUCAAGCGGUCUUAAGCUCGUGUGCAAGUUAUAAAGAAACGGCUGAUCUCCCACUACCGAAGGAACUCGGGGCUCUACGACGUGAAUUAAAAUUCCACUUCAAAAAUUCAUACCAUCAUGUUGUAAAAAAAUUAAGAUUAAAAUAUUUUGCUGAAAAUUUGAUAUAUUUGGUCAACGCCAUUGUAUGUAGCCAGAGCAGUUUUAUAGAAAAGAUUCAACGAGCUGUCCGACAUUUGCAAACGCUAGUAGUUCAGAAACAUGGCUUAGGAAUAAAACAGUGUGAUGGCAUUAACAUUUUUUUAGGCUCAACACCAUUUGUUCUAUGUCAAAUAGAUUGUCACUGGAUAAGUGGUUAUUCUUGUCUGAAAAAAUCUGUCAUUUCUGGGCCAAGAACAAAAAAGUCCCGUCCAUUGAAAUGCUUUGGAACUACUUCACAGAUUUCAACUGCAGCUGCCACUAACAUUCCUAAAACUAAUAUUGUUGAAGAAAUGGCAAAAUUACCUUCAGUUGUCAUAUCAAAAAAGCGUGAUGGAUCUGUUGAAUCUAUGACAGCUGAAUGGAAAAGUAAAAGGACCAGAAAUGACAAUGUUAAUGGUGUGGAAAUGUUAGCCACAAAUCGACCAAAGCGACAAAUUAAAGCUCCAAACAGAUUUGUUUUCGACGAUGAAGAGGAGGAAAAAAAGAAAAAAGAAGGACGUAAUCAAAGGAAGGUUUCUGAUGUACGAAGUCUGUUUAUAAAGAAUAGGCAAUCCGGAAAUUCGAAGCAUAACACCGAUCAUCGACCAAAAAGCAGUGGAAGUAAUGACUUGUCAGUGACGUCAGCAGAGCCGUCGAAUAUGGAAACAAUUGUUUUAAUCCCAGAAGAUGAAAGUCCAAGCCAGAAUAGCUGCUGCUCAACCAACAUUACUGACGACGUGUACAUUUUUAUUUUUCCUCCUAAUAAUUUUAUUUUUUUCAUUACCGUUGUUGCGUAUGUUAUCUUAUGCAUAAAAACGAAAUUGCUAGCGCUUGAUGUAGUUGAUGCUAAAACUAUACAAGAAUUCAAGUGUCAGCCAAAUGGAAUAAUUCAUAAUACCACUCGGUAUAUCGCUACUUUAAAAAAUGGUUGUACCAAAGAUAUAAACAGACGUGUGUACGACUUGUGGACAAAUCAGAAGGAUAGAGAAAAUGCUUGCAAACAGCAAUUGAUAUUACCGGAUGUCGACGAACAAAAGCCACCAUCAUCUACUGAAAUAGGAGACGGUUCAGAUGAAAUAAAGAUGUCGAAACAAGAUGAAGUGACAAGCAGUUCCCCGUGCAGUUCUUUGUUGGCUACUGAACCAUCCACCUCUUCAACCACUGAAUGCGUAACUUCUCCACAGCAGAAUGAACAAGGAAAUUAUAGUCCAUGGCGCCAGGUGGCAUUUCGAAAAGAAGCGUCUCUUUUUGAACACCUCAAACUGAGCAAACUAAAGACACAGUAUGACCAUCUGCUUAUGAUUUCGGAAAAAAACUAUCUAGAGAAAUUAUGCUCUGAAUGGAUGUCAGUUCCGGAAGGUGGUAUAUUCGACGAAAGAGUAAGACAAAUAAGGAUGUUAAUCUGUGGGCUGGGAGACAUGCUCAGUCACUCAAACUCAACAUGGAAAGACUAUUUUGACUUGAAAAGACAGUUACAAAAAAUGAUUGAUGACGUCUUAGCAGAAUUCAGUGCCUUGUCGGAGCAAGCAUCAUCUGGUUCUAUUCAUCCACUAAACAGAACCCUCGGACGCGAAGUUAAAUGUAAACCAAUAAACAGUGAUAUUGACACAUGA
Thelazia callipaeda (thelaziosis nematode) is the source of this 3549-nucleotide messenger RNA. The record is from the annotation of a GenBank genome assembly. NCBI's taxonomy places the organism in Eukaryota, Metazoa, Nematoda, Chromadorea, Rhabditida, Thelaziidae.